Molecule: messenger RNA, 2772 nt
Organism: Polyodon spathula (Mississippi paddlefish)
Lineage: Eukaryota; Metazoa; Chordata; Actinopteri; Acipenseriformes; Polyodontidae
Product: testis-expressed protein 2-like
Exons: 6
Coding region: 28-2754 (908 amino acids)
Cellular component (GO): endoplasmic reticulum
Molecular function (GO): lipid binding
Source: RefSeq, a predicted model, not a curated record
AGACUGUGACACAUCUGUAGGACUGCAAUGACAAGUCCGAGCAGUAGCCAUGCAGAAAGAACAGGUGCAAUGUCCUCGAAGCAGCUGGCCACCCCCAAACUGCAGGUCAAGCGCUCCCACUCAACAGAGACCAUCACCAUCCACUUCUCUGCCUUUGGGAAGGAGGAAGAGGAGGAGGAAGAGGAGCUGUACAGAGAUUCUUCCCCUGAGGAGCUGGGCAACCAAAGCGUUGUAACUGCCCUCGAAGCCAAGGAAGAGCUUCUGUUUGAGCAUGAUCCCAAUACCUCAGCUAGCGUGGCUGUCCUGCCACUACCCUCCUCUUCAGCAGCAGCGGUGCCAAGCGAGUUCUCCACCUUCCCAUCCGUGCCACACGUCUCCAGCACAGCUGUGGCCAUGUUGUCGCCAUCGCCAGCCCACGUGAUCUCUUCGGCCAGCUUGGCGGGCUCGUCCUGGCCUUCGGAACACAAAACAGCCACUGCCGCCACCGCCGUGAGCACUUUAUCAUCCUCCUCAUCCUCCUCUUCCUCCCCAUCGAAAUCGGCGGUCCUCUCCUUCGGCACGCCUGUGUCCACCCUCCCCAGCACCAAGCCCUUCAUGAGCCUCGUCAAGUCUCUCACCUCUGACGUGGAGCCCACAGAGCCCGCACCCACGCUGAAGCACCGGCACCUGAUGAAGACACUGGUAAAGUCCCUGUCCACCGACACCUACAAGUCGGAUGCGGACUCUGUGUCGUACCGCUCGCCCGACUCCCGGCUGAACCUGCACCUCUUCAAGCAGUUCACCCAGCCCCGCAGCACAGGCGGGGACUCUAAGACCGCCCCCUCGUCCCCCCUCACCUCCCCCUCGGACGGACGCUCCUCGUUCUUCAAUGUGACCGAGGUGGAGGCCAGGAUCGAGGACACCAAGAGGCGCCUCUCAGAGGUGAUCUACGAACCUUUCCAGCUCCUCAGCAAGAUGAUGGGCGAUGAGAGCAGCAGCAGCUGCAGGCCCAAGGCGUUGUCUUCGAGCGCCUCCGAGCUUUCGAACCUUGCCAGUUUGAACGGGCUCAUGGAGAGCAAUAACAACUACAGCAUCAAGGAGGAGGAGUGUGACUCGGAGGGCGAGUGUCUGCCGGGGGAUUCGCUCCCUGGCCGGAUUGAAAGCUCCUCGAGCUUGGACGAGCAGGGUAGAGACGCGCACCCUGACACUAAAAGCCUGCUAGGCAGCGGCACGAAGAACAUAAGGAUGUCGUCUUCGGUGAUGGAAAAGUGCUCUCUGUCUGCGCUGGCCAGCAAAGAGGAGGAGGAGUUUUGUGAACUGUAUAUUGAAGACUUUGACCUGGACUUUGAAACGGAAAGCGACGGGCUCAAAGCGGAGGCCUCCAGCGCGAUGGCGUGUAAGGAAGGAAGCACGGACGUCUGCAGGGAAGAUGAGCCCGAUGUGGAUGAUGAGCCGCUGCCCAGCAUACCUCUCAAAACCUUGCUCGCUCUCGUCGCGCUUGUGUAUGCCUACUUUGUACUGCCUUUGCCUACUUAUGUGAGCGGCCUGCUGCUGGGAGCUGGGGUCGGGUUCAUGAUCGCUGUCGGGGUCAUGUGGCUGGUGGCGCCCAGGAGCUCCGCGCAUCUUCACAAGCGCGGCAAGCGCAGGGGCAACCAGUGGAACACCGCGCACUUGGAUAUCAAGGAGCCAGGGAUUUUUAAGGGCUGGAUGAAUGAAAUCUCCAGUUACGACCCAGAAACGUACCACGCCACGCUGACACACUCUGUCUACGUGCGACUCGAAGGGUCCACGCUGAGACUCUCCAAACCCAACAAAAACAUCUCCAGGAGGGCGUCCUUCAACGAGCCCAAGCCAGACGUCACCUACAUCAGCCAGAAGAUUUACGAUCUCACCGCCAGCAAGAUUCACCUUGUGCCCCAGAGUCUGGCCCGGAAGAGGGUUUGGAACAAAAAGUACCCGAUCUGCAUCGAGUUGGGCAAGCAGGAUGACUUCAUGUCAAAAGUGGAGGCGGGAGGGGACAGGGAGGGAGAGGAGGAGAGGGGUGAGGCAGGAGGGGAGGAGCUGAAGCAGCCCCUGCUCUCCCAGGAGGGGGGGCUGCCAGCCCAGCCGCCCAGCCACAGGGACCCCACGCUGUACCUCUUUGGCAGGACAGGAAGGGAGAAGGAGGAGUGGUUCCACAGGAUCCUGCUGGCUUCCAGGCUGAAGUUGGACACCAAGAAAGCAUCCAGCUUACCAGGAAACAAGCCCGGUAAAGAAAGCAGCAGCAGCAGGUUCGCCCCGUCCCACAGCAGGAAUAGCAGCCAGUCGGGGGCGCUGACGCACAGCCGCAGCAGCAGCAAGGGCAGCGUGGAGGAUGUGAUGUGUCCACCCAAGCAGAAGGAGCUGGCGGCCAGCGUGAGGCAGAAGAUGCUGCUGGACUACAGCGUGUUCAUGGCCAAAUACAUCCCCCUGGAGAGCAGCAACAGCCCUGGCCAGAGCCCAGCCCACAGCACUGACAGCAGCCCCAGCACCACCAGCAAGUUGCCAAGCAAUCCGCUAGAGGAAGAGCCCGAGGCUUGGAUCAAUGCUUUGCUCGGGAGGAUAUUCUGGGAUUUCCUCGGAGAGAAGUACUGGUCCGACAUUGUGUCCAAAAAGAUCCAGAUGAAGCUGAGCAAAAUCAGGCUGCCAUACUUCAUGAAUGAACUGACUCUAACAGAACUGGACAUGGGAGUCGCUGUUCCGAAAAUCCUGCAAGCCUCCAAGCCCUCCAUCGAUCACCAAGGCAAGUUGCAUUAAAACAGCAUGGUGUGAACA